This is a messenger RNA of Orcinus orca (killer whale), 9584 nucleotides long. RefSeq names its product BCL11 transcription factor B (gene BCL11B). The coding region runs from base 1933 to 4641 and encodes 902 amino acids. Gene Ontology annotation, molecular function: DNA-binding transcription factor activity; RNA polymerase II cis-regulatory region sequence-specific DNA binding. Gene Ontology annotation, biological process: positive regulation of transcription by RNA polymerase II. The transcript is spliced from 4 exons. Lineage: Eukaryota; Metazoa; Chordata; Mammalia; Artiodactyla; Delphinidae. Gene Ontology annotation, cellular component: nucleus. The record is from RefSeq and is a predicted model, not a curated record.
CACGAGUGGGUCCAGAGAUCCGGCCACACCUAUUUCUGGGUCAGCAGGUACGAGAACCUCUCCCACGUGGAGCAGCCCUGCCCUUCACCCCCACGCUUCCCACAGAUCUCGACGUUGGGGCCGGGGUGUCCGUGUACACCGCAAGGAGUUAAUGGGAUGAGGUGGAGGGAGCGCACAGAUUGGGGUGAACAUUCCUUCCGGAAUGCGACUCAGACAAGGUCUCACGUUUCCCCUCCCCCAAAUGUGCCCUUAAUUCUCUGCUCUUAGCAUCUUUUAUUUUGUCCGCUCCGCUCUCGCCGAGUUUGGAAUAUCAGGAUUUAUAUGGAGACACUUUUUGGAAGUUUAACCCCGACCCCUCGAUAAAACAAAAGUGAAAACAACCAAGCUACUUUUCUAGGGACAUGAAGCAAUUGACCAUCUGCCUCCAGUCCCCGUGUCGACCCCAACCCUCUUUCACAGCCAUCCCCACGCCCCCCCUCCAAGAGCUUUCGGAUGAGUGGGUGGGGACUUGCGUUGAUUCAACUUACUUCCACGCACAGCGCACUCCGCCCCUCUUCUCUCGGGGUCCAGCUCCCUGGAGGGGAGGAGGGAUGGAGGAUUUUCUUUUAUUUAAAAAUAUCCUGCCCAGCGUCCUCCCUCCCCCCCCUCCCCCAGGCGUUUUGCGCUGGCAGUGCAAGGGGAGGAGAGGAGCGCUCUAAAACGCUGCACGUGUGGCCGGCCUGGACUGCGGGUGUGCGCACGGGCGAAUGUGUGUGUGAGUGUGUGUGAGUGUGUGAGUGUGUGUGUGUGUGUGUGUGUGUGUGUGCGCGCUUUCUUGUUCUCUUACAGGGUACAAUGUUAAAAAGCCACCGCUAGUCGCCCCCAGUGCUCCGACUCUCUGGGUCUUUUUGUCUCUAGUGCAGAUUAAACGUCACGUCCGCACUUGAACUUGAAUUUUAUCCCAUUGUACAGAGGCAGCCCCAGCCAUAGAGAGACCGAGAGCUCCCAGAGAACCCGGACUCCGCCAUCUUCACGUUGCAAUCUAUAGCUCCCAGUCCGCGCCCGCACCGACCCAGGCGCACUGGGCGAGCCGCCCCUCGGCCCAGCUCCCCUCGGGCCUGCGGCGCCAGGGGAGCGCUGGGGAGCGCUCGCGGGGACCCGGCAGCCUCUCCGGCCGGCGCCAGCCUGCCAGGUGAACUGGGAAGGAGCCGCUCCUGGAGUCCCCCCAGAGCCUCGGAAGGGUCAGUCUCCGAGAAAAAAACAGGCAGCCCGCAGAAAACCCAGAAACAACCGAACCGGGGCAGUUUUACAUUGCUUUGGGUUUCUGGAGGGGGCGGGGUGAGGGGGUACGAGACAAGUCCCCAAGUUUUCUUUGCUUUUUUUUCUUUUCUUUUUCUUCUAUUUUUUAUUUGUUUGCAUUUUUUUUUCCUUUUUCCCCCUCCUGGUAGAAGUGCGCUUUCCACCUACCAGACCCUGAAAGAAAGUGUCAGGAGCCGGUGCAAAAUCCGGUUUAAGUUCAAGAAGACAUUUGCAAGUCCAGGAGGCCAAGCAGUUUGAAGAAGUGUAAGCAAUUUUUUUUCCUUGAAAAGAAUAUAUUUUUGAAGAAACCAGCCAGUCCGCGGCAAGCAAGAGCAGAUUUUUUUUUUUUUGCCUUUCUCCUAUUUUAGAUCGAGAGGUUUUCCUUUUUCCUUCUCUUUUUCUUUUUUUUGCAAACAAAACAAAAAACAGCAUAGAAGAAAGCGCAAAAUAAAGAAGAAGAAGAGGAGGAAGAGAGGGCAAGAGGGGAAGGAAAAAAAAAAAAACCAAAACACCAACCCGGGCAGAGGAGGCGCGGCGGCGGCGGCGGCGGCUGCAGCGGCGCGGCGCGGCGGCAGCGGCGGCGGCUCGGACCCCUCCCCCGGCUCCCCCCAUCGGUGCAGCUCUCCGGGCGAUGCCAGAAUAGAUGCCGGGGCAAUGUCCCGCCGCAAACAGGGCAACCCGCAGCACUUGUCCCAGAGGGAGCUCAUCACCCAGCCUGAGCAUGUGGAGGCCACCAUCCUCGAGGAAGAUGAGGGUCUGGAGAUAGAGGAGCCCAGCAGCCUGGGGCUGAUGGUGGGGGGCCCCGACCCUGACCUGCUCACCUGUGGACAGUGUCAGAUGAACUUCCCCCUGGGGGACAUCCUGGUUUUUAUAGAGCACAAGAAGAAGCAGUGUGGCGGCAGCCUGGGUGGCUGCUAUGACAAAGGCCUGGACAAGGGCAGCCCGCCGCCCUCCUCACGCUCUGAGCUCAGGAAAGUGUCCGAGCCGGUGGAGAUCGGGAUCCAGGUCACCCCCGACGAAGAUGACCACCUGCUCUCACCCACGAAAGGCAUCUGCCCCAAGCAGGAGAACAUUGCAGGGCCGUGCAGGCCUGCCCAGCUGCCAGCGAUGGCCCCCAUAGCUGCUUCCUCCUCCCACCCUCACACAUCUGUGAUUACUUCACCUCUUCGUGCCCUGGGCGCUCUACCGCCCUGCUUCCCCCUGCCGUGCUGCAGCGCGCGCCCUGUCUCGGGUGACGGGACUCAGGGUGAGGGUCAGACGGAGGCUCCCUUUGGAUGCCAGUGUCAGUUGUCAGGUAAAGAUGAGCCUUCCAGCUACAUUUGCACAACAUGCAAGCAGCCCUUCAACAGCGCGUGGUUCCUGCUGCAGCACGCGCAGAACACGCACGGCUUCCGCAUCUACCUGGAGCCCGGGCCGGCCAGCAGCUCGCUCACGCCGCGGCUCACCAUCCCGCCGCCGCUCGGGCCCGAGGCCGUGGCCCAGUCCCCGCUCAUGAAUUUCCUGGGCGACAGCAACCCCUUCAACCUGCUGCGCAUGACGGGCCCCAUCCUGCGGGACCACCCGGGCUUCGGCGAGGGCCGCCUGCCCGGCACGCCGCCGCUCUUCAGCCCGCCGCCGCGCCACCACCUGGACCCGCACCGCCUCAGCGCCGAGGAGAUGGGGCUCGUCGCCCAGCACCCCAGUGCCUUCGACCGAGUCAUGCGCCUGAACCCCAUGGCCAUCGACUCGCCCGCCAUGGACUUCUCGCGGCGGCUCCGCGAGCUGGCGGGCAACAGCUCCACGCCGCCGCCCGUGUCCCCGGGCCGCGGCAACCCUAUGCACCGGCUCCUGAACCCCUUCCAGCCCAGCCCCAAGUCCCCGUUCCUGAGCACUCCGCCGCUGCCGCCCAUGCCCCCCGGCGGCACGCCGCCGCCCCAGCCGCCGGCCAAGAGCAAGUCGUGCGAGUUCUGCGGCAAGACCUUCAAGUUCCAGAGCAAUCUCAUCGUGCACCGGCGCAGCCACACGGGCGAGAAGCCCUACAAGUGCCAGCUGUGCGACCACGCGUGCUCGCAGGCGAGCAAGCUCAAGCGCCACAUGAAGACGCACAUGCACAAGGCCGGCUCCCUGGCCGGCCGCUCCGACGACGGGCUCUCGGCCGCCAGCUCCCCGGAGCCCGGCACCAGCGAGCUGGCCGGCGAGGGCCUCAAGGCGGCCGACGGCGACUUCCGCCACCACGAGAGCGACCCGUCGCUGGGCCACGAGCCUGAGGAGGAAGACGAGGAGGAGGAGGACGAGGAGGAGGAGCUGCUGCUGGAGAACGAGAGCCGGCCCGAGUCGAGCUUCAGCAUGGACUCGGAGCUGAGCCGCAACCGGGAGAACGGCGGCGGCGGUGGCGGCGGCGGCGGCGUGGCCGGGGUGCCGGGCGCGGGCGGCGGCGUGGGCGGCGCGGCCAAGGCGCUGGCCGACGAGAAGGCGCUGGUGCUGGGCAAGGUCAUGGAGAACGUGGGCCUGGGCGCGCUGCCGCCCUACGGCGAGCUGCUGGCCGACAAGCAGAAGCGCGGCGCCUUCCUGAAGCGCUCGGCGGGCGGCGGGGACCCGGGCGACGACGACGACGCGGGCGGCUGCGGCGACGCGGGCCCGGGCGGCGCGGUCAACGGGCGCGGCGGCGGCUUUGCGCCGGGCGCCGAGCCCUUCCCGGGCCUCUUCCCGCGCAAGCCGGCGCCUCUGCCCAGCCCCGGGCUCAACAGCGCGGCCAAGCGCAUCAAGGUGGAGAAGGACCUGGAGCUGCCGCCCGCCGCGCUCAUCCCGUCCGAGAACGUGUACUCGCAGUGGCUCGUGGGCUACGCGGCGUCGCGGCACUUCAUGAAGGACCCCUUCCUGGGCUUCACGGACGCGCGCCAGUCGCCCUUCGCCACGUCGUCCGAGCACUCGUCCGAGAACGGCAGCCUGCGCUUCUCCACGCCGCCCGGGGACCUGCUGGACGGCGGGCUGUCGGGCCGCAGCGGCACGGCCAGCGGGGGCAGCACGCCGCACCUGGGCGGCCCGGGCCCCGGGAGGCCGAGCUCCAAGGAGGGCCGGCGCAGCGACACGUGCGAGUACUGCGGCAAGGUGUUCAAGAACUGCAGCAACCUGACGGUGCACCGGCGGAGCCACACCGGCGAGCGGCCUUACAAGUGCGAGCUGUGCAACUACGCGUGCGCGCAGAGCAGCAAGCUCACGCGCCACAUGAAGACGCACGGGCAGAUCGGCAAGGAGGUGUACCGCUGCGACAUCUGCCAGAUGCCCUUCAGCGUCUACAGCACCCUGGAGAAACACAUGAAAAAGUGGCACGGCGAGCACUUGCUGACUAACGACGUCAAAAUCGAGCAGGCCGAGAGGAGCUAAGCGCGCGCGGCCCCCGCGCACCUGUACAGUAGCCCCGUCGCCAAGCGAGAGAAUGCUGACCUGACACUUGCCUCCGUGUCGCCGCCGCCGCUGCUCGGCACCCCCUGCGAGCCCCCGGGGCCCCAGGGGAGGCGGCCCUCCAACCUAACCUGUGUCUGCGAAGUCCUAUGGAAACCCGAGGGUUAAUUAAGGCAGUAAAAAUUGUGGAGCCUUUUAACUGUGCAAUAAUUUCUGUAUUUAUUGGGUUUUGUAAUUGUUUUGGCAUGUGCAGGUACUUUUUAUUAUUAUUCUUUCUGUUGAAAUUCCUUUAAGAGAUUUUGUUGGGUAUCCAUCCCUUCUUCAGUUUUUUGUUUCUUUUUUUUGUUUCUUUUUUUUGUUUGUUUUUUAAAAACUCAGUAGUAGCCUGAGCGAUGACUCCCGAGCUAUGUAGAGGGGAAGCAUAUAUUUUAAAUUAUAAUUUUGGGGGGGGAGGGCGCUGCUUUUUUGAAAUCUAAGCUAAGCAUGUGUAAUUUCUUGUGAAGAAGCCAACACUUAAAUGACUUUUAAAGUUGUUUACUUUUUUAUUCCUUUUUUUUUUUUUGUCCUGAAAUAAAAAGUGGCAUGCGUUUUUGUUUUUGUUUUGGGGGAGGGGGUGGAUGAACAGCGGAUAACAAUCUUUAAAGUUGUAGCACUUUGUUUCAGAAUCGGAAAGGAGAUGUAGCACUGAUGAUGUCCCGAGUAACAGAGGCCUUUUCUGUGUUGAUUUCAACUUUGCAAUACAUAAGGAAACCUUUGCGUGGUGGUGGUGGGGAGAGGCCCUCAGAAAACUCAGCACUGCCAGAGAAACAGGAGUUUUUGAGGGCUGCCCCUGGGAAAUGGCCCAAGAGCAUUCUAAAAUUGUGCAUUCCCAGCAGAUCCCGUACUUUUCUUGGAAUGUCGGUGGGCCCUGGGAUGCCAUCUCUGCUAUCUGCCGUAGAUUAGACUAAAUAAAAUGGGCUGAGGGUACUUUUGGGGGUAGAUGGUGGUGGCCUGCAGUGACACAGAAAGGAGAGAAACCAGUGGUGUUCUUUCAGGCUUCUUCUGGCUUGACAGCUUCUCUCUCUCUCUCUAUCACCCCCACCACAGAAAUCCUAAGUCAUACAUUGCUGCCAGUGACAACUGAUCGUUUCCCAAGCAGACAAGUGUACUGAUGGUGAAUUGAGGGAAGUUACUAUUCUCUCACGGAAUGCACACUGAUGACAUUGUACGGACGGGGGGCGGGGGGGGGGGGAGUGGGGGGAGGAUCUUGCCAAUUUCAGUUCCCUUUUACUGGAGAACGGGAAGAGUUCCAUCCGAAGAUGCCCAGCGCUACUUCCCAGGUUUUUUUGUUUUUUUUUUUUUUUCUAUCCCAUUAGGUUGGAAGGUACUAAACAUUGGACUGUUAAGAUUAGACAUUUGAAUUCUGUUGACCCGCACUUUAAAGCUUUUGUUUGCAUUUAAAUUAAAUGGCUUCUAAACAAGAAAUUGCAGCAUCUUCUUCGUUUUGGCCCAGAGGUGGGUUAAACUGUAAGGGAUGGCUGAGAUGGAGUGUCAGUAUUGCUAAGCGUGGCAUUCACAAUACUGGCACUAUAAAGAACAAAAUAAAAUAAUUUAUUGGACAGUUUUUCUACUGCCAUUCAAUUUGAUGUGAGUGCCUUGAAAACUGAUCUUCCUAUUUGAGUCUCUUGAGACAAAUGCAAAACUUUUUUUUUUUUGAAAUGAAAAGACUUUUUUAAAAAAAAAAGUAAAACGAGAAAAGUACAUUUCUUUAGAAACAAACAAAGCCACAUUUACUUUAAAUAAAUUUUCAAAAAUCCUGGUUGAAGACAUGAAAAUGCCAUAAGACCCAAUCAAAUGAAGAAAUAAACCCAGCACAACCUUGGAUAUCCAUUAGCUGAAUUAUCCUCAGCCCCUUUUGUCUGUGGGACAACGCUGCUUAGAUGUGGAGUGGAGGUGAUUUACUGCUGAAUUAAAACUCAAGUGACACAAGGUACAAGUUGAUAUCGUUGAAUGAAAAACAGAACAAAAACAAUUCAGGAACAACGGCUAAUUUUUUUCUAACGUUAAAUUUAGUGCACUCUGUCUUAAAAAUACGUUUACAGUAUUGGAUACAUACAAGGGUAAAAAAAAAAUUGUGUGUAUGUGUGUUGGAGCGAUCGUUUUUUUCAGAGUUUGCUUAAUAGGUUAUAAAAAGAUGCCACAGUGGCUGCGUGUAUAUUGUUUUCUUUUGGUGACGGGGUUUUAGUAUAUAUUAUAUAUAUGAAAAUUUCUUGAUUACUGUAAAAGUGGACCAGUAUUUGUAAUAAUCGAGAAUGCCUGGGCAUUUGACAAAACAAGAAAAAAAAAAAAAACCCUUUUCUUUUCCUUGAAAAUGUUGCAGUAAAAUUUAAAUGGUGGGGUCUAUAAUAAUUUGUUCUUGUCACAGUAACUGUAAAGUCGGAGUUUUAGUAAAUUUUUUUCUGCCUUGGGUGUUGAAUUUUUAUUUCAAAAAAAAAUGUAUAGAAACUUGUAUUUGGGGAUUAAAAGGGGAUUGCUACACCAUGUAGAAAAAGUAUGUAGAAAAAAAAGUGCUUAAUAUUGUUAUUGCUUUGCAGAAAAAAAAAUCCACAUUUCUGAUCUGUACUUAUUUUCCUCCCCCUGCCUCUCUCUGGAAUGGAUAUUGGUUGGUUCAUAUGAUGUAAGCACUUGCUGUAUUUUUACUGGAGCUUGUAAUUUUUUAACUGUAAGCUUGUCCUUUUAAAAGGAUUUAAUGUACCUUUUUGUUAGUGAAUUUGGAAAUAAAAAGAAAAAAAAAAACAAAAACAAGCAGGCUGCCAUAAUAUAUUUUUUUAAUUUGGCAGGAUAAAAUAUUGCAAAAAAAAAUUUGUAUGUUAAGUCCUAUUGUACAGGAGAAAAAAGGGUUGUUUGACAACCUUUGAGGAAAAGAAACAAAAGGAAGUAGCUAAAUGCUUUGGUUCACAAAUCAUUUUAGUUGUAUAUAUUUUUGUCGGAAUUGGCCUCUACAAAGGACUGUUCGAAUAGGGCUUCACUCUGAAUGCCCUGAACCUUGCAUCAAGGCUCCCUGGUGUGGCCACAGCAAACCAGAUGGGAAAUUCUUUAUUUGUGUUGAGUGGAAAAAUCAGUGUUUGUCAAGGUAUAGGUACCAUUUCACAGAGCCCUCCCUUUCUUUAAGAGGCAUCUGUAAAAGAUGUCAGAUGUAGAGGAGAGCCCAGAGCAUCUUCCUCCUCUGCCGUCACCCUGCCCUUCAGAGCAGAAAGAAACGCAAGCUGAGCUUUCUUUAGUCCUUGAGAAAGCAUUAAACAAACAAGCAAACAAAAAUUGUAAUAAAGGGAGCUGGUGUAUCAGCUAGGCGCAGGUGACGUGAUCUGUGGCUGGGACCAGCGCAAAUCGGAUUUCAGGAAGGAGUCCCCAUCACAACCAGGACCUUUUAUCCCUUGGAGAGUGUUGGCCUGUUGUCUUUCUUACCUGCGUUGCUGCUUUUCUCUCCGAAACCUACAUUCCGUCAAGUUUCCGAAUGCCUAGGGCCUGGGACGAAUUCGGUGCCUUUCCAUAGCUUUCUCUUUCCUUCCUCUGUGUUUCCUCUCCAUCCUUACGCCUCUGUCAGUCCUUUAUUUGUUCUUUUCGUUUUUAUUCGAUUUACUUCUCCCUCUCUGUCCCCCCACUCCUUUUUUUUUUUUUUGUAAAGCCAAGUAGCUUUAAGAUAAUAAAAUGGUGUUUUUUUGGAUGAGGGAAUAAUACGUUUUUUAAAAAAUACCUAUAUCAGGAAGCCAUUUUUUAUUUCAGGAACUCUAAGAAACCAUUUCAGGUUACGAAAGUAUAACCAAGCAUCCUGUCGGGCAAUUCUUUACCAAAUGCAGAAAUCUUUCUUCUGGGCGCUUUUCUGUUUAGUAUGCUCUUUGCUCCUUGCCAUUUACCUUUGCAAAGUAGAAAGAAAGGGAGAGGAAGUGGAAGAUAAAGCUGAGAUGUCCAUUUCCUACCUGCUUGAUCCGAAGACCCAGGGGCCCGUCCUUUCCUCCGGAUGCCCUGGGAAGGUCCUUUAGAGCCUCCAAGGCUAUCCUCCUGUAGUUAACAGAAGCUAGCCAGCUCUCACCAGCUUCCGCAAAGUCACCACGAUUCCAGGACUAAGCCAUCCUAAAGCACAAAGAUUUUGUCUCUGUCGACUGCAGAGAAAUGAGCAUUUUGCUUCUCUGUCAUGUUUAAAAAGCCAACACUGAAGCAGAUGACCCAGUGAGAGAGGCCCCGAGCCUGGGGGACCCAGCUGACCCUGCCGGUUUCCACACUGCCACAACUUGGUUCAAAGUUGCCACAACUUGGUUCAAAGUUGCCACAACUUGGUUCAAAGUUGCCCCAAAUUGGAACCUGCCACUUGCCAUUUGAGGGUCUUUCACGGGGGGAGGAGGAAGCUGAAUUCCUCUAAGCAAAAAUGUGAAAAGUAGGGAAAUCAGCCUUUCGUCCCUGUCCUAAGUGACAGUCAAAGAUUUUGUGGAACACAGGCAAACCCAUGAUUUUGGUGCUCUUUGUAUCAGCUCUGUGAAGCAAAGUUACAUUGAGUUAAGUUGUUUGCAUUUGUACUGGCAAGGCGAAAUAUUUUUAUUACCUUUUCUAUUACUUAUUGUAUGAGAUUUUGUUGUUUACUUGGAGGUUCUGUCUUUUACUACAAGUUUGGAACUAUUUAUUAUUGCUUGGUAUUUGUGCUCUGUUUAAGAAACAGGCACUUUUUUUUUUUAUUAUGGAUAAAAUGUUGAGAUGACAGGAGGUCAUUUCAAUAUGGCUUAGUAAAAUAUUUAUUGUUCCUUUUAUUCUCUGUACAAGAUUUUGGGCCUCUUUUUUCCCCUAAUGUCACAAUGUUCAGUUCAGCAUGUGUCUGCCAUUUCAUUUGUACGCUUGUUCAAAACCAAGUUUGUUCUGGUUUCAAGUUAUAAAAAUAAAUUGGACAUUUAACUUGA